UCUCUUGUUGCCAUUCUUGUUUGCUUCAUCGUGGUAAACCAUUCACAAGAUGGUGGCCACCUCCAGCUCGUCGACGUCGACACUCGGCGCCGACAUUGCCGAGGCUGCAACAGCCAUAACCGCAUGGCAGAGCGGCGACAGCAAGCCAGUUGUCGCGCUCCUCGCCCGCCAGGUCGCCGCGAGCCUCGCACAGCCCACCGCCGAAGCCUCCCUCGUCAACACGAUCACGCAGGUCUUCAAGUCGGAGAUCCCCGCCGAGCAGGUUGUUGAAGCGUUUGCUGCGGCUGUCGACUCGUUUCCUGCCGACACAAAAGACGACUCUGUCUCAACCUUCAGCUUGGCCCUACUCGAUGUCGUUGAUGCCGUCAAGCAGAUCAAGGAGGACACGGAUGACCUCUCGAAGGAUGAGGGCACGCCCACGUUCUCUGAGGACAAGGUUAUCGACAUUGUCAAGGGCUUGAUGGCGCGCUUGUCGAUAGACCCACAGGCUGUCAACCUCGUUCUCUCACCAUCGCUUCUCGUCCCCCUUGGCCUGCAUCCCAUGCCACGGCAGCAGGAGGUGUUCCGGCGCACUAUAAUCAAACUCUCCACUUCGAUCUUCUACAAGCAGCAGACGUCGAACCUCUUGCGAGAGUCCUCGGAAGGCUUCUCGAGGCUUAUUGUUCUCCUGACGAGCACCGAAGUCCUCCGCCCACAGCCAGAACUGGAGACCGAUGAACAGAGGAGAACAAGAGCACAAAACGUCUGGUCCCAAGUCACGCUCAUUGUCGCCCACUUUGGCAUCGCACCGCCCCGUGUUAUCGACCUCAUCUUGGAGAUUGCUUGUCUCAACCUCACCUCACAUUGGCGCUUCUUCCUCGAGCUUCUCGAGAAGUCGCAGUGGGGUCCUCCCGGGGCCUCUGCGUCGCUCAAGCCCGGCUCAACGCCUCCUCUGGACUCCACCGAGUCCCAGCUCGAUGCAAUCCGACAUUCGCUGGACGUCAACCCUGCCACCCAGGACCGCCGGGCCAUCGCCGAGGUGCUCUCUUUCAGGUUUGGGUUCUACCAGCGCCCAGAAAGCAAAGAAGAUACGCCAGAUGCGCUCAUCCUCCUGACAGCCAUCCUCAUCAAGCAUGGCUUCGUCGAGUUUGUCAACAUAUUCCCAAGGUUGAGUCCCAACGACGAUGAAAUGGAUGCGAUCCAUCAGAAGUACCUCCGUGUCAGCCGGGAUAAGAGCGGCCCCGCCAAUUCCCUCAGCAACUCGGUCCUCGGCGAGUCUAAGCCUGUAUCUGUGGAGGAGGAGGAGCCGGUAGAACUCCAAAAGCCUCCACAGGAGCAGCGAAUCAAGCUUCUUCAGUCUCUACUCUCUAUCGGCGAGACGGAGGCCUCACUGCUGCUGCUAUCCAAGUAUCCGUGGACCGUGUACGCCUACCCCUUAAUCGCAUCGACCCUCCUCCGCAACAUCAACUACAGCGUUGACGGUCUCUUUCGCGAAACAAUACCUCGGCCAUCAUACACACCCGUACCACCGCUGGAGCGAUCAGUAGUGGAAACCAUCGAGUCACCAGAACCGCCGGCAACCUUGAGGACCGAGUUUGUCUUCUUCCAGCCCGACUGGGCUGCUGGCCUUGAGACCUGGACGACAAUAGAAGAGAUUUCGACCAAGGGGCAGCGAUGGCUGGCGUUGUUAGCAGGACUUGGAGGGCGUAGCGCCGACAUCAUGAGCAAGAUCUGCAGGAUUGUGGCGGCACACUUCACUGCGUUGAGGAAAGCCAAGGUGGCCCUUAUCGAGCCCGGCACUCCAUUCGAUGCCAGCCUGACAGAGCCCACUGCAUCCGAGAUGAAGCCUUGGCUCGACCUCCUCCGCAACACCCUUCUCCCCGCUCUCACAGUCGCAGACCCAGCAUCGGGUUCGUUUGCGCAUGAGGUCUGGAACAUUCUUGUCUUCUUACCAAUGACCGUCCGCUACGGCCUCUACGGUGAAUGGCGUGAUUCCACCUGCAAUACCGGGGCCAGGGCAAGCCUGGCUCCAGCGGCCAACGCGACCAAGAAGGCAACAACAUCGAUCAAGCAGACCCUUGGUCGUGUUACCUCCUCAUCGUCACAGCCUACGCCGGGAGCGUCUGCAUCUCAAGGGACAGAAAAGCAAGCACCGCGCGCGCUCGCCAAGCUCGGAUUCUCCAACCCCACAUCGCUGUGGACCACUAUCAACCAGCAGGUCAUGUCUUAUGGAGCCGAGGGAAAUAUUGGAGAGUUUGUCGUCGAGAUUGGAAGGUACAUCAACUUCCUCGCGAAGGAUGUAGCUGUGUUCACCUGGGUCGACCAGCUAUCCAGAGGUGCCGAUCGGAGGAAACUUGAGAAUCUCGCCACCUUCAUUGGACUUGUAAACCGCCGUUACAGCUUUGACCUCAAGCCGCUCCUGCAGUACAUUGCGAACCGCCUCCGUCACCUGGACCCGGCAGCACUGGUUGUCCUUGAGAAACUUAUGAGCGGAAUGAUGGGCGAAGCCAUUGUCGAGAACUUCGCCAUCUCACCGGAACAGCUGCAAGCCUAUGCGUCUGGACCAGAGAUGCAGCGCGAGGCGUUCUACCAAACCGAGAUUGUCAUCUGGCCACAGAUCCGCAAGGCGCUUCGUUCGCGCGAGCUGCUCAAGGAUGUCAAGAAGAGCUUCCCCCUUCUGGUGGGCUCCCUGCGCGAUACCAAACUAGCUGUACCCAUCCUCGUCGGCCUGGCCCUUCUUGCCGAUAGCAUUCUUGGCUCCGAUUGGGACACGCCUCUGAUAGCGAAGGGGCUCCAAUCCGACUCUGCGCAGGACGUAUUCGCCCAGUACAUCGACCUCCUGGCCCGGUCAUUCUCUCGUGAGGAGAUUCUCAACUUGCUCCCCGACUUUGCGACGCUUCAUAACGACUACCAGCUCGACCUUCAGCUGAUUUGGAAGAUCCUGCGGCCCAAGCUCAAAAUUGCCGUGGAGGCCGCUGACGACGGCAAUGCCAUGGCAGUCGACGACGAUGCCAGUGAAUCUCACUGGUGGCCUUCGGCUCUGCAGGAAACGAUUGAUGAGGCUUCCGCUGGGCUUACUCCGAUUGUGCGGGCAUGCACCGGAACACCGUUCUAUGUCCGAUACAACAGCCUCGCGGCGUCAGACAUUGGCGUGUCCACGGCUUCGUACAGCGAAGCCCACGCCCAACUGACCAAGUUCAUCGGCGAACUCGAAAAGUCCAAGGAGAAGGGUUCGGAUGUUCGCAACGAGAUCGCGAGGUUGCGUGCACGCCGUGACCAGUUGCAAGCAGAAUUGAAGAGCCAGGAGGCACACGUCAAGGCUGUCCGCGAGCGUUUGCAGACAGAGAGUGCAAAAUGGUUCGAUCGCGCGGGUGAGCGCCAAGGGUUACUGGUCAGCCAGCUGCUCGAGGUUUGCUUCUACCCGCGCGCUGUACAGAGCCCUGCAGAUGCCCUGUUCGUAGCCAAGUUCAUCCGACUUGCGCACUCUCUUGGAACUCCAAACUUCCCCACUGUGUUGAUCUACAAUGGCUUCUUCGCAGCUCAACUCGGACCAAAGAUUGCCGAGUGCACGGAGAGUGAGGCGAGGAACCUCGGCAGAACUCUCUCUCUCAUCCUGGCGGACCUCAACCCCUGGCACCAGAGUGAGGCUGUGUACCAGAAGGAGGCCCUUGGCGUCCCUCCAACAAAGAAAGGGGCCGACGACUCGGCUGUGGAAGGUGAAGCGAAGGAGCCUCUCCCUGGCAUCUUCUUCCGCCGCAAGCCGACUGAGCCCAAGGCACCGAUGGCAUGGGCUACUUUCCGAACUCUCUACUCCAAGUGCCACAACAACUUGUGCCAGGCUCUCGUGGCCAAUUGGGAGAAGGGCAGCUCGCGAAACGCGACUAUUGUGGCUCUCGCGGUUCUCAACCAAUUCCCUAUCAUGACGACCAAUGCGGACCAGAUGCGCAAGGCCGUCAAGGCCUUGAUCGAUAACCCGGCCACGAAGCCAGAGAACCGGGCGCCAUUCACCUCAUACCUCAACCAGCUCGAGGCUCGUAACAAGAAGCAGCUGUUUGUCUCGCCUCGCGAUUUUGGUGCUAUCGUGGCGAAGGCCCCUGUCAAGCCUGCUGCUACCGAACCAGCGACAGCUCGACCGGCCGCGACGGCUCCUCCGACCGAGGCGACUGCUCCGGGCGCUGGUACAACUACGGCCCCUGCCGAGCCUCCUGCUGCCACGGCUGCUCCGACAUCUUCCUCGGACGCCAAGGCACUGCGUGCCAAGCUCGAACAGAACCGCAACACCCGCGCUGCAGCGAAUGCUGCAAAGGAGGCUAAGACGGCACCAGCUUCGCCGGCCCACCAGCCGUCUCAGUCUGAGAAGCCAUCACAGCCUGAUACCCAUGCUGGGCUGCCCAAAAAGCCGGAGACGGCACCAGCCCGCAUGGGGCCGCCUCCCGAGCUAUCAGUUGAUGAGGCUCGUGCUCAAGCUCGCCUGAGGAAGUUUGGCGCCAUGACGGAGUCUGCUGCACCACCCACAGGUCCAAGGAGGGAGGGUUCUCGUUCGUCGACACCUCGCCGCUCUCCUCCUCCUACUGCUAGAGGAGCUCGCAGCGGCACGGACGAUAGCCGUAGGACGACCGUGACAGAGACAGACGCCGCGACGACCGCCCCGACGAUAGGCGCCGGGAUGACAGACGACCUGAUGACCGUGAUGGCCGACGCGACGACCCCCGCAACGGCCGUGACGAAAGGCGUGACGACCGGCGUGACGAUCGCCGCGACGACCACCGAGAUGGGCGCGACGCGAGGGAUGGGCGCAACGGCCGUGGAAGCGAGAGACGAGAUGAGCCUAGGGACGACCGCCGUCGAGAUGACCGUCGCGACGACCGCCGUCGAGAUGACCGUCGCGACGACCGCCGUCGAGAUGAGCCACCCCGCAACGAGCCUGGGCGCGAUGAUCGCUCUCGCCGCGACGAGCGGCCCAGGGACGACCGAGGUCGCGAUGACCGUUGGCCCAAUGACCGUGCAGCGCACGCCAAAGCGCGUCGAAGGCAAGGACAGCCCCGCUGCUCGACGCCCCGAUGGCAAGGAAACGCCACCUGCCUCAAAGGCUGAGCCUCCGCGUGAAGCGCCUCGCGCCGUGGCGACCGCCCACCGCAGAACGGACCCCGAGACGGCGAGAGGCCUCCGGCGGAUCGCCCUCAAGGCGACAGGACCCCAGUCGAGCCCCGUGAUCGCCAAGACCGCCAACCAGCGGACGAACCCCGUGACCGUCGUGGAGCACCUGCUGAGCCUCGCGAUCGUCGUGAGCGAGGCGGCGCGGAUCGACGAGACCGUCAAGCGUCCGGCGACCAGAGGCGCAAUGAUGGCCGUGAAGCGCGCGACUCGCGCGACCGCCGUGACAAUGGAGGGGACAGGACUCCCCGAGAGCGUCGUGGGGAGGAGCCGCGUGCAGCAGCCGCAGCAGCAGCAGCCGGCCAACGACGCCAAUACCCGUGGGCCCGCACCGGAUCGGCAGCAGGAGCGAUCUCGCCAACAGCCGGCCCAGUCCGAGCAGAGGCAGUCGGCCUCUGGCACGCCCGGAGCUUCGGCCCCCCGCGGCCAGGCUCAGCCUGCUGCGCCGCAGAGCUUGGCGGCCCGCAUGGGUCUGACGACGACACCGACGACUUCUCCCGGCCCACCCGACAACUCAAACUCGCGCGAUCAGAAGAAGAGAUCGUUGGACGACGGACCGUCUUCGCGCGAGGACUCGCCAGGUGUCAAGCGCAGCCGUCGCAGUGGAGGCAGGAGGAGCGAGGGCGGUGGUGGCAGCGCGGGUGGCCGCCUGCUUGCCGGCGCGAUGCGCGCGGCGUCAGGCUCGAACCAGUAGUUUGGAGUAUGGAGAGUAGUGUCAAGAGUAGCAAUGUAGUGGAGCAUCAUAUAUCAGUAUGGGAC
Messenger RNA from Vanrija pseudolonga, 5892 nucleotides. It is a transcript of the gene tho2, whose product is annotated as THO complex subunit 2. The transcript has 13 exons. Gene Ontology annotation, biological process: mRNA export from nucleus; mRNA processing. The coding region runs from base 50 to 5827 and encodes 1925 amino acids. NCBI's taxonomy places the organism in Eukaryota, Fungi, Basidiomycota, Tremellomycetes, Trichosporonales, Trichosporonaceae. The record is from RefSeq and is a predicted model, not a curated record. Gene Ontology annotation, cellular component: THO complex part of transcription export complex. Gene Ontology annotation, molecular function: mRNA binding.